UGGCGAGGACGCGAGAGCCAGCUCCCCCCUUGCUCAAAAGGCAGCAGGGGGAGGGCUCUCGGCGGCUCACGUGUCCUCCUUCCUCCUAGGCCUCCCCCCCUCCCCAACUCGCCCCAUCUCCCCCGUGCGCUCGCAUUCUGCCAGGCUCUCCCAUCCAUCACUGCAGAACCAGGGUGGAGGAGAAAUGACCCGCUCCCUCUUCCUCCUGCCCAUGCCCGGCUCUACCCGGGUGCGGAACUGAUUGGCUUUGGGGAUCCAAACCGCCCUUCGCAUCGCUGCCUCGUCUUCCCUCGCCUCUUGCCGCUCAGCAGCAAUUCGAGAGGGAAACAAGGGAGAGAAGGGAGAAAGAGGACCGGAUCCGAGAGAAUCCCAGAUUUUCAAUGCAAAGCAAAAGAAAACGGAGAAAGGGGAUCGCCGCCGCCGCCGCCGCCGCCAGCGCCACGAUCUCUCUUGUUGCUCGCGUGCUGUACCAACUGGUGCCAGCCCUGGUUCCGAUUAUGAAGGCAUUAUGAGCUGCCCGCUACAGAACUGGGUGUUGACUGCUUUCCUCUAUCUGCUGCUUUGUCAUUCAGGGAAUUUGGUUGUGCAUCUGGCCCAGGUGAGUUUCCUCGUCCAUGCAUUUGGCUCAGCCUUCAUCCUGGACCUUGAAUUAAAUCAUCACCUGUUGUCUUCACAAUAUGUGGAACGUCAUUUUGGACAAGAUGGAAACAUUAGUCACACCACGGGAGCUGGAGAGCACUGUUACUAUCAAGGCCGACUCCGUGGAGAAGCGAACUCUUUUGCAGCUCUCUCUAGCUGUCACGGCCUGCACGGUGUUUUCUCCGAUGGAAAGGGCACGUACCUCCUGGAGCCUCAUGAUUCACCUGAGCACCAAGAGAAACCACUUGCUCACAGAAUCUACCGAACACCUGCACCUCAUACUGCCCAGGGCUGCACAGAAUCAGGGUGCUUAUUUGCUGCACUGAACAACUACAUUCCUUCUGGGCUCCCCAAACUGCGGCGUCGAAGGCAGGUUCACCGAGGUCACCGGACUGUCCACAGCGAGACCAAAUUCAUUGAACUUAUUGUUGUUAACGACCACCAGCUGUUUGAGCAGCUGCGCCGCUCCAUCGUCCUUACCAGCAACUUUGCAAAGUCAGUCGUGAACCUUGCUGAUGUGAUUUAUAAGGAGCAGUUGAACACACGUAUUGUGUUGGUCGCCAUGGAGACAUGGGCAUCAGGGGACAAGAUCCAAGUAGAUGAGGAUUCCCUGGAGACUCUCGGCGAGUUCAUGAAGUACCGGCAAGAUGCUCUUCCUGAGCAAAGCGAUGCUGUACAUCUCUUCUCGGGGCACACAUUCAGAAGCAGCCGCAGUGGUACAGCUUAUAUUGGAGGAAUCUGCUCAGUCAGCCGAGGAGGUGGUGUUAAUGAGUAUGGCAACGUGGGAGCGAUGGCAGUAACAUUAGCACAGACCCUGGGUCAAAACAUUGGUAUGAUGUGGAACAAGCAUCGUGCAUCUGCCGGGGAUUGUCGCUGUCCUGACUCAUGGCUGGGCUGUAUUAUGGAGGAUACUGGGUACUACCUGCCACGGAAGUUCUCACGUUGCAGCAUUGAUGAAUAUAAUCAGUUCCUUGCUGAAGGUGGAGGGAGCUGUCUCUUUAACAAGCCUUUGAAGCUACUUGAUCCUCCUGAAUGUGGCAAUGGAUUUGUAGAGGCAGGAGAAGAAUGUGAUUGUGGGUCCUUAGCGGAGUGCUCCAAGGGUGGAGGAAACUGCUGCAAGAAAUGCACGCUUACGCAUGAUGCUAUGUGCAGCGAUGGCUUGUGCUGCCGAGGAUGCAAGUAUGAACCCCGGGGCGUCAUCUGCCGAGAAGCUGUGAAUGAGUGUGACAUCCCAGAGACUUGCACUGGUGACUCCAGUCAGUGUCCACCCAAUUUGCACAAGCAGGAUGGCUACUUUUGUGAUAAUGAGCAGGGCCGGUGUUAUGGAGGCCGCUGCAAAACCAGGGACCGCCAAUGCAAUGCCUUGUGGGGGCGUGCUUCAGCUGAAAGGUUUUGUUACGAGAAGUUGAAUGUUGAAGGCACUGAGCGUGGGAACUGUGGGCGAGAGGCCAACCGCUGGGUGCCAUGUGUCAAGCAGGAUGUAUUGUGUGGAUACCUCCUCUGCGCUAACGUGACAGGGUCUCCACGUGUGGGUGAACUUCUUGGUGAAAUCACCACAAUGACUUUUUACCACCAAAAACGUUAUGUUGACUGCAGGGGCGGCCAUGUGCAGCUUGUGGAUGGCUCGGAUAUAAGCUACGUGGAAGAUGGGACGCCCUGUGGACCCAACAUGCUGUGUCUCGAUCACAAAUGCCUUCCUGUGUCUGCCUUCAACUUCAGCACCUGCCCAGGCAGCUGGGGUGGCCAGAUCUGCUUUGACCAUGGGGUCUGCAGCAACGAAGGCCAGUGCAUCUGUUAUCCUGACUGGACAGGCAAAGACUGCAGUGUCUUUGACCCCAUCCCAGAGCCCAAGCCUACAGGGGAGACAGAGAAGUACAAGGGUCCCAGUGGCACCAACAUCAUUAUUGGCUCCAUCGCUGGAGCCAUCCUGGUGGCUGCUAUCGUCCUCGGUGGCACCGGAUGGGGAUUUAAGAACAUUCGCAGAGGAAGGUAUGACCCAGCUCAGCACAGCGUGUAGCAUCUCCCCUUGCUGCUGCCGCCACCACCACCACCACCACCGCUGCUUCUCUCCAUCAUCUGCCAAUUCCAUCCCACCACCACCACCACCCUUCUCAUCGCCUUCACCCCGCGCCCCCCCCCUUGCUUGCAAUGAUCACGGAAGGGGUGGCCGCACCGGAGCUCCUGCAGGGGGUCCCUCUCGGCAAGGAGGAUCUCAUCUGUGCCGUCGCUUUCCUUCACUCAUC
Messenger RNA from Pogona vitticeps (central bearded dragon), 2882 nucleotides. The record is from RefSeq and is a predicted model, not a curated record. NCBI's taxonomy places the organism in Eukaryota, Metazoa, Chordata, Lepidosauria, Squamata, Agamidae.